GUAAACUAAUAAUCAGAUGCGCCACGACUUUCCGUACAUGGCGGCCUUGUUGGUUCAUAAUCGCGCUGUAAAACACAUGUCCGUCUCCUCAAAUUUGUGUGAACAUUCGCCUCUCGUCUGCUCCGUUCCCCGGAAGCCACUUCGUGUGGUUGUAAGGACCCUCAUUUGGUAUUGCUUUUUCUAUUUCACGGGGGACGGAGUUAAAUCUCACUUUUCGGCGUCGACAACAGUGCAGCUGAGAUCCCACAGUACGCUUCUAGCGUAAUAAAGCGAACCUCUAUCAGUCAUGAAUCAAAAAGAUGCUGUACAAGACAAUCCCAAAUCGUGUUCGAAGAAAGCAAUCCCACCUUAUAUGAAAGCAGUUUCUGGCUCGCUAGGAGGUGUUAUGGAGGCCUGUUGUUUGCAACCCAUUGAUGUCAUUAAGACCAGAUUGCAACUUGAUAGGUCCGGAAACUACAGGGGAAUAGUACACUGUGGUACCACAGUUGCUCGAACAGAAGGGGUGCGAGCUUUAUGGAAGGGAUUGACACCCUUUGCUACACAUUUGACCUUGAAGUAUGCACUGCGAAUGGGUUCAAAUGCAUUAUUUCAAACAGCAUUUAAGGACUCUAAGACUGGGAAAAUUAGCAGUCAGGGGCGGCUUCUUUCUGGUUUUGGUGCUGGGGUCCUUGAGGCUCUUGUGAUUGUUACUCCAUUUGAGGUGGUGAAAAUCAGAUUGCAGCAACAGAGAGGCCUAAGUCCUGAUCUUUUGAAGUACAAGGGACCUGUACACUGUGCCCGAAUGAUUAUAAAGGAAGAAGGCCUUUUUGGGCUUUGGGCUGGGGCUGCUCCAACUGUAAUGCGCAAUGGGACAAAUCAAGCUGCCAUGUUUACAGCCAAAAAUGCUUUUGAUAUCCUUUUAUGGAAGAAACAUGAAGGAGACGGGAAAGUCCUUCAACCAUGGCAAUCCAUGAUCUCUGGAUUUCUUGCAGGUACAGCAGGCCCUAUCUGCACUGGCCCUUUCGAUGUAGUGAAAACAAGGCUAAUGGCUCAGAGCCGAGCGGGAGGUGAGUUGAAGUAUAAGGGCAUGAUCCAUGCCAUCAGAACAAUAUAUGCAGAGGAAGGGCUUCGUGCAUUAUGGAAAGGUCUGUUGCCUAGGCUCAUGAGAAUUCCACCUGGCCAGGCCAUUAUGUGGGCUGUGGCUGAUCAAAUAAUUGGUUUGUAUGAGAGGAGAUAUCUACAUAGUGCUGCAUUGUAGGUACUUCUCACAUUGUCUUUUGCCGGCUCUGAACCAUGUCAAUUUUGUUGCUAUCGCAUGCAGAUGACGAUGUUAGGGUUUAGGCUUCUAACCCGAGAUUUAUUUCUUUAAUCUCUUGAAUUUGAUGGGUGACACUUGGUGCCUUAGAAAAUAACUUUUAGCUGGGAAAAACAAUCAUAUUUGUUAGAACUAGCGGGAUUGUAGCAAACUGAAUCUGCCAAAACGCUUGAUACUGUUGGUGUACUCUACAAAAUAUGUUUCUUGUCAAGUUCUUGCUGCCUCUAUUUUAUGGAUUCCUGGACUA
This is a messenger RNA of Neltuma alba, 1541 nucleotides long. RefSeq names its product mitochondrial succinate-fumarate transporter 1-like. Gene Ontology annotation, cellular component: mitochondrion. The record is from RefSeq and is a predicted model, not a curated record. Gene Ontology annotation, molecular function: succinate:fumarate antiporter activity. NCBI's taxonomy places the organism in Eukaryota, Viridiplantae, Streptophyta, Magnoliopsida, Fabales, Fabaceae. Bases 287 to 1237 code for a protein of 316 amino acids. Gene Ontology annotation, biological process: succinate transport; fumarate transport. The transcript has 4 exons.